AUGGGAAAUUCACAAUCAGAGAGUUUAAAGUCAACAGAACAUGGGAGGGAGCCUGAGAGUAUUCUCUCCAGAAUGAGAUCAAAGCUGAGUAGACAACAAAGAAGAUCUACUACGAACGGGACAGGCGAACAAGAUGGUGGCGCCAACCUUUUAUCCGACGCAGACGAUGCGGUACAAGCAGCCAAUACAGAUUCACAAAGUAUAGAAAACAAACAAAAUGGACUACCGCAGCAACCAGUAGAAGAGGUAAAAGAGCUAUCAGAAAUUGAGAAACUUUUCAAGUUGUCUGAGCAAGAGGUACUAGAAACAAUUAACACUGUAAUUCAUAAGGGUAAAAAUCCCAACACACUAGCCAGAGACAGGAGAGGGUAUAGUGUACUUCAUUUGGCCGCUGAAAGGAACUUUUUGCAUGUGGCGGAGAAGUUACUUGAUUAUGGUGGAGACCCACUGGCAUGUGAUCCUCAAGGAAACAUUCCAUUGCAAGUGGCCUUCGAAAAGAAUUUUGACGCCAUGGCAGCCUUGAUUAUAUCUAAAACAAAAUACUCAAUAGUAAGGCGGCUAUUUGGAGACGACAGUUCGGCUCAUGGUAAAGAUGACACCACCAUUGCAAACAAAGGCACCGCGAACAGUAUAGAAAUGAGCCCUGUAGGUAACGCUAGUAACAAAGACGAAACUACAAACAGUGAUGCACAAUCUGAGACUGAAGAAAAUCAGGAAAGACAGUUUUAUAAGGAAGAAGAUAAUCUGGAUAUGUUCGAUAUCAAAUCCCACUUGAUUGAUCGGGACUUAACUCUGUCACUUGCUGCCGUAUUAGACAGUUUGGCCGAGAAAAAUGAUAAUGGCCUGUAUACAGUGUAUGUUAAACUGCUGGAAGAAGACAAUAGAGGCCAGGAACCAGGGAAUGAAGAGUUUGAAACUAAAGAUCACACUGUCUUCCAUACUAUUGCAGCAGAAUCAAGGGUAAGGGAUGUAUAG
Molecule: messenger RNA, 975 nt
Organism: Mercenaria mercenaria
Lineage: Eukaryota; Metazoa; Mollusca; Bivalvia; Venerida; Veneridae
Exons: 7
Coding region: 1-975 (324 amino acids)
Molecular function (GO): protein binding
Source: RefSeq, a predicted model, not a curated record